AUGACGUGCCAGGCGUUCACCAGCGCGGACUCCUUCACGACGCUGGCGGGCGACUCCUCCGCCCUGCCCUUGCUCAUGCACCACGCCGGAGCGGGCGACUGCCUGCCCGUCUCCAGCCACACAAACAUGGUUUCUGCAGUGCCUUCAGGCCUGUCCCUGGUACAGUCAUCCAAGCGCUCCCACAUGCACUUGUCAACCUCUGCACUCAGUAAUGCCUCAGCCGGCCUGCACUACCCUGUGCCACCCUGUCACUAUGGCAACCAGCAGACCACCUACGGCAUGAUGGCUGGUGGCCUAGGACCCUGCCUGUACAAAUUCCCGGAGCACAGCCUGGGCGGGAGCUCCUGCGCUUUGGGGCACAGCUUCCCGCCGCUGCCCCAGGCUGUGCUGGCCGAGGAGCCCGCCCUGGGGGACUUCAAGCAGGAGCUGCGCAGGAAGAGCCGGCCCCCGGAGGACCCGCCCGACAUGGACUCGCCCCAGAUCCGGGAGCUGGAGAAGUUCGCUAACGACUUCAAGCUGCGCAGGAUCAAAUUGGGGUACACGCAGACUAAUGUGGGCGAGGCCCUGGCGGCUGUGCACGGCUCCGAGUUCAGUCAAACCACCAUCUGCCGCUUUGAGAAUCUGCAGCUCAGCUUCAAGAACGCCUGCAAGCUGAAGUCCAUCCUGGCCAAGUGGCUGGAGGAGGCAGAGCAGGCAGGGGCUUUGUUUAAUGAGAGGAUAGGCAUAAAUGAGAGGAAGAGGAAGCGUAGAACUACUAUCAGCCUGGGAGCCAAAGAGGCCCUGGAGAGGAACUUUAUGGAGAAGAGCAAGCCAUCAUCGCAGGAGAUCGUGCGCAUGGCGGAGGGCCUGCACCUGGAGAAGGAGGUGGUGCGUGUGUGGUUCUGCAACCGGAGGCAGAGGGAGAAGAGGGUCAAAACCAGCCUGCACCACAGCUCCUUCCACAGCCUGGCCAAGGAGAGUCCCACCUGCAGGUAG
Messenger RNA from Megalops cyprinoides (Indo-Pacific tarpon), 975 nucleotides. RefSeq names its product POU class 1 homeobox 1 (gene pou1f1). Gene Ontology annotation, biological process: regulation of transcription by RNA polymerase II. The record is from RefSeq and is a predicted model, not a curated record. The transcript has 6 exons. NCBI's taxonomy places the organism in Eukaryota, Metazoa, Chordata, Actinopteri, Elopiformes, Megalopidae. Bases 1 to 975 code for a protein of 324 amino acids. Gene Ontology annotation, molecular function: RNA polymerase II cis-regulatory region sequence-specific DNA binding; DNA-binding transcription factor activity, RNA polymerase II-specific.